Molecule: messenger RNA, 741 nt
Organism: Drechmeria coniospora
Lineage: Eukaryota; Fungi; Ascomycota; Sordariomycetes; Hypocreales; Ophiocordycipitaceae
Exons: 1
Coding region: 1-741 (246 amino acids)
Source: RefSeq, a predicted model, not a curated record
AUGGACAAGCCGUUUGUGCUCAUACCCCUGUACAUCUACCCUCUCCAUGAGGCAUGGGAACCCCUGUUUCAGGUCGCUUCUGCACACCCAGAGGUGCGCUUCAUCGCCGUCGUCAAUCCCAAUAACGGCCCGGGUUCCGAGCCACUGCCCGAUGCGAGUUACAUGGCGGUGCUGGAAAGGUUGAGCAAGGUCCCUAACAUCUGCACUUUGGGAUACGUCCACUGCACCUACGGUGAGCGAGAUAUUGACGCCAUCACGGCUGACAUCGACGUCUACUGCCGCUGGAACGACGCUCUCGCGGUUGAAGGUAUCUUCUUUGACGAAGUGCCAUCACAGGUCCGCUUUGUGCCGUUUAUGGCCGGCCUCGCCGACCACACGCGUGUAACAUGGAAAAUGCAUUGCAACAAGGACUGCAUGGUCGUAUACAACCCCGGCGUCGUAGUCGACCGGGGCUUUUUUGAGCAUCCCGACUAUAUCGUCGUUUUUGAGCAAUCUCACGGUCAUUGGGAUGACUCCUUCAUUGACAAGCAGCUUCAGAGAGUCUCGGUGGAAACACGAUCCAAGUCGGUGGCCAUUAUCCACUCGUGCGAGGCGAGAGGCAGCAAGGUUGAGUCCUUCACCAAGCAGGUUUGCUCCUUGGGCGUCGCGGGUAUUUUUGUGACGGAUGAGCUCGACGGCGGAUACACGAAAUGGCCAGCGACGUGGAAGCGAUUCGCAGGAACUGUGGCCGGGAUAACGUGA